Messenger RNA from Rotaria sp. Silwood1, 1182 nucleotides. The record is from the annotation of a GenBank genome assembly. Lineage: Eukaryota; Metazoa; Rotifera; Eurotatoria; Philodinida; Philodinidae.
AUGUUAAAAGACUUUCAAAGAAGUUAUAAAUUACCAGUUACUGGAAAACUUGAUCAACAAACAUUAAAAUUGAUGAAUACUCCUCGAUGCGGUGUUCUAGACCGUCCACUUGCAUUUACACUUGCAAAUUCAUGGCCGAAGAAAACUUUUACAUGGAAAUGGGCCGAUAGUAACUUUCCAAAAUUUGGUGAAGAGAAAACUAGUGAACAGCUUCGGGAAUCAUUUAACGACUGGGCCAAGUAUGCACCGAUAACAUUCCAAGAAGUAUCACGAAAUGAGAAGGCCGAUUUUCAUGUGGCUUUUGCUGACAAUUCUGAUGGUCCAGGCAGAACUUUGGCAUAUGCAUAUUUUCCAACUAAUGGAAGGAUUCGUUUUGAUCCAGCGGAAUCAUGGACACAUAGAUAUGAUAAUGAUGGUACAAAUUUUCGCCUUGUAGCGACUCACGAAAUAGGUCACGCUCUUGGACUAGAUCAUUCUACGGAUCCAUCAUCAAUAAUGGCACCAUACUAUAAGCUGAUACAACCAGAAGUUCUUCUUCCGAAAGAUGACCGCCAAGGUAUUCAAGCACUAUAUGGAACUAAGACUCCACCAGCAGAUGAAUUCACGGAAAGUAAAACGUGCGGAUGUGCAGGGUGGUGUCGUGAGCGAGGUAAACCAUAUGGAGUAUGUGGAAAUGGACAUACAUGUAUUUGUUCAAUGACUGAAUUAACAAAAGAGAAUAUUGGAAGUGGUUGUACAUGUGAUGCAUGGUGCCGAAAUCGUGGUUACCAUAAGGGUGGUGUUUGUGGUGAUGGCUACACAUGCAUAUGCGCAUCAAGUGCAGACCCAUCCAAAGUAACAAUUAAAAAUGCUCAAACCGGACUCAGAUUAGAUUCAAAUGCUGAUGGACAAGCGUAUACGGUUGCCCCAAAUGGUGGUCCAUUCCAAGUUUGGCAUAUUAUAAAUACUAAUGAAAAUAGUUUUAAUUUGAAAAACGAUGCAACAGGCCUCUUUUUAGAUAGCAAUGAAAAUGGUGACGUUUAUACAUUGACUAGAAAUGGAGGUGCAAAUCAAAAAUGGACAUUUAAUGGCCGAACAAUUAUAAAUGUUGCAACUGGAAGAGCAUUAGAUUCAAAUUAUGACGGAAAGCUUUACACGUUGGCGCCAAAUGGAGGAAAUUUUCAAAAUUGGAUUCGUCAAUAG